GUUCUUUCAGAUAACGAACGGCUGGUCUCGAGGCUAAAUCUUGCCCAUGGAGUGUUGCUACUCUACUUAGUAGUUAUAGCUCUGCACUAGAACGCUAGCUAUUAGUAGCUGCAAGAGUGAGCUAGAAGAGAGCUGCAGUGCAAGGCUCUGCCAGGAGCCCAUAAAUAAGAGAAGGAGUGGCCUAACAAGCGCAUGCUCGUUAUAUGAGAUAGUUUGCAUAACUGUCAAUUUAAUUUGUGACCUCCAUUUUCCUAACGGGGAGACUACUUGCAAAGAUGUUGAGAGCUCUUUCCCUUCUCCUGGUAGUCCAGCUGUGUGUUGCACAGCAGCUAGAGUGGCCCAAACAGUACACUGCCAAGGGUCACAUCAUCCUGCCUUACGGAGAAAUUGUGGAGCCCUUCACUGCCUAUGUGGACAUGAGUGGCAAGGGAAGGAGCAGGAUAGACUAUUAUGGAGGGUCGGCUAUCGACCUCAACCUCGGAGACCAAGGCCAGCAUGGAACAAUCUUCAAGAUUGCCUACGAGACCACUCAAGAGUUUGCCAAUGUCAUGACUUGUUUUGGAGUGCCUGGAGUAGUAGGAGCCCCUGUGACCCCGCAGGGCGUACUGCCAGAUAUUUCCAUGUAUAAGUAUGCGACUGACUUGAUGUACAACGGUGUGAUGUCAGAGGUCUACAUGUCCAGUAACACUGAGGAAGAGAAGAACAACAACUACACUCUCAUUGUCAGGAAGGAUAGUAAGAAUCCUAUAACGCUUCGAUUUGUUGGCUUUGAUCGGCUCUUUAACUCCUACUACGAUGAGUACGUGAUCGAAUAUUCUGACUUUGAGACCACCUUGGACGCUACUGUGUUUGACUAUGCCAGCAAAUUCACUUGCAAGGGUUUCCCUGGUCCCGGUGUAACUCUCCCUAUGAUCGAGAACCCGAUGUUUGAGUUUGUGGGGGCAAGUGGCUAUGAGGAGAAGCAUCGUAGCUACAAGGUGGACUCGGAUUUUGAAGAGUUCAAAGGUCACCACAGCCGUAAGUAUGAGAGUGAGGGGGAGGAAGUAAAGAGGAAGACUCACUUUAGACACAACCACAGGUAUAUCCACUCGAUGAAUCGUCGUGACCUCCCCUACAAGCUGGGGGUGAACCACCUGACUGACCUGGCUGACGGGGAGAUCUCUCGUAUGAGGGGCUACAGACACACCCCUAACUCCCCUCGGGGCACACUCUACAAGCCCUCCAUCAGUGACGUCCCACAGAACUACAACUGGAGACUCAGAGGAGCGGUGACCCCGGUCAAGGAACAGGGUCUCUGUGGCAGCUGUUGGAGUUUUGGGACUACCGGUACACUAGAGGGGUCUCAAUUCAUCAAGAACGGUAUGAAAAAUCUGAAGGCGUUCAGUGAGCAAUCUCUCAUAGAUUGUUCCUGGGGCUAUGGCAACAACGGUUGUAACGGGGGAGAGAGUGAGAGGGCGUACAAAUGGAUUAUCGAAAACGGGUGCAUCCCAACAGAAGAGUCCUAUGGGGGAGGGAAAUUCCUCAUGCAGGAUGGCUUCUGCAAGGUGAACGAGAGUGAGUGUGGUGCUAGGAUCUCCAUGUACGUGAACACUGCCCCUGGAAACGAGACUUCCCUGAUGAUGGCUAUCGCUGAGAGAGGACCCAUCAGUGUCGCCAUUGACGCUAGUCACAAGUCCUUUAAUUUCUAUUCUCAUGGAGUCUACUAUGAACCAGCGUGUGGUAAUGGAGUGGAUAACCUCGAUCACCAGGUCUUGGCCGUGGGUUACGGGACGCUGACCCCUGGUGAUCCGGACAGUGAUUACUGGUACAUCAAGAACUCGUGGUCCACUCACUGGGGCAACGAUGGCUACGUGCUCAUGAGCAGGAAGAACAACAACUGUGGAGUCACCACUGACGCUUCUUUUGCUAUACUGAACUAACUCUUAACCUGUUUUUGAGUUGACUGAGUACAUACUUUUAUUUUCGUAUGUGUCCCCCUUCCCAAUUGCUUUGCUGCUACUAUUGAAUAAACCUUGGGAUACAUUAAGUUUGGUACA
This is a messenger RNA of Halichondria panicea, 2036 nucleotides long. Its product is annotated as digestive cysteine proteinase 1-like. Gene Ontology annotation, molecular function: cysteine-type endopeptidase activator activity involved in apoptotic process; cysteine-type endopeptidase activity. Lineage: Eukaryota; Metazoa; Porifera; Demospongiae; Suberitida; Halichondriidae. Gene Ontology annotation, cellular component: lysosome. The coding region runs from base 276 to 1919 and encodes 547 amino acids. The record is from RefSeq and is a predicted model, not a curated record. The transcript has 10 exons. Gene Ontology annotation, biological process: positive regulation of apoptotic signaling pathway; positive regulation of peptidase activity; immune response.